This is a messenger RNA of Ectocarpus sp. CCAP 1310/34, 1256 nucleotides long. The record is from the annotation of a GenBank genome assembly. Lineage: Eukaryota; Phaeophyceae; Ectocarpales; Ectocarpaceae.
AUGCGUAUUCUGGGAUCCGUAGCACUGCCGGUGCUGUUUGACGGCGAUGCGCGAGUAGGAGACGUAGAGGUACGCGUGGUAGACGGGUUGCCAAACGGGUUCAUUGUAGGAGCAGACUUCUUUAGCCGGAAUGCUAGCGUGCUCGAUUUCAGCUCCAGCAGAGGCUUCAGGCCUGUACCAGCAGCACCCGGGGUGCCUUUUCUGUCGAUUGCACCAUACGCCUCCCAGGCUGCAAGCCCCCUCCGCAACGCUCGGGACCAGUUCAGUCUACUGACGGCUACCCCCGAGAAUGCCCCCGCAGUGCCCGCCGUUCCCACAGAAGUGCCCAGCUACGAGGACGUGGUGUGGGAGGACGACACCUCCUUCGAGUGGGACGUGCGACAAGUUCCGGAGACCACCGGCGUCGAGGGUUUCACCACUCGCGCGGUGGAAGCUGCGGCUGUGGGGCCACAACCGCAGGACAGGCAGCUAGUGAUGGUCUUGCCGACCAAGCGGUUCGAUUUAGAGCAGGGAGCUGUAGUGGGAGUAGCUCGCGCGGUAAUGUGGUGGGUUCCGGGGUCGCCUGCUUCGUGCAAGUUGGUAAACCGUAGUAAGGAGAAGGUGGCAGUCGAGGGUAGCCGGGUGAUAGCUCGCAUGGCAGCACUCAGUGUUCGCGACAAGCCGGCCUUCGAUUCGCUGUUUGACACCGCCCCCUCUGCUGCCGACCCACCCGUGGCUCCCCGUGAACCGCGCGCCCCGAGCCCUUCCCCACCUGAUGGGGAAUCCAUCCCGCGUGUUCGCGUAGAGGACGCCAACCUGUGGACGCUGGGGUCGCUCAAGAAGCAGCAACUCAUCAACGUCCUCGCAACGUUCAUCGAGAACGGCCUGUUUCCGAUCGACAAGAAGCGAGUGCCGGCUUGCAUCAACGGUGAGCUUAAGCUUCCUCUGAUCAACGAGUGUUGCACACCUUUCGCAGCCAAGCAACGGCGUUUCUCUCCGGAAGAACGACAUAUGAUCAGGUCAGAGAUUCAGCAGUUGGUAGACCCGAGGAAUGAUCCGUCAAUCCAUGUCUCCAUGGGCUGCCCAGUGCUUGCGCGUUAAGAAGGAUGGUACGCGGCGACUGUGCACCGACUGGCGUGAACUCAACAAACUCUUGGUCUCGGAUAGUGGGGGUUUGGGUGACAUGCAGACGAUAUUCGACGGGUUGAAGGGCAAGACGUAUUUCACUCAGCUAGACCUCGCCUCACGUUUUCACCAGAUGGAAAUCGCCGAGAAAG